CAGAUAUUUACUUUAGUACAGAAUUGCGGUAUUCGCCUAUAUCAUCAAACUCGCGUAUUGAACCCAGCGGCUCUCACGGAAAACACGGAAAAUGGGGAAGGUUCAACUAAACAGUCAAGCAGCGCUUCACGAUCAGCGAAAACGGCUCAAUCACUGCAUAGAAGAAUACACCGAUAGACAGACGCCAUGGAACAUGCAGCAGAAAGAAGACUUCUACCACUACAUGAAUGAGUUUUCCGAAGCCGUAUUUGCGAUAAUGAAAGAGAAUGUAGAAGUCGAUGGUCGCAGCUGGCACGAGGCCAGUUCGGAAAAAGACGUACUGCAACCGGUGGAUCUCCAACUAGAGGAUGAGCUGUUACAGAGACAAAUACGGGUGAAUGAGCUGCUGGUAGAGGUCACGAAGUGCCGAAAUGAAAUUCCGGUGAAAGUAGCACAGGUCCUGGAGCAGGAGAAACGGUUGAAGUACAGGAUAGAGGUCACGCCUGAAUCACAGCCGGCUAAGAAUGAAGUGGACUACGAAGAGAUGUACACACUUCUACAGGAUACUCUACCGAGGAUGUCACGCUUGUCAAAGACGUUACCUGUGAUGGUUUCCGACAUUCGACAACACACAAAGUUGUACGCAACGGAGACGUAUCCCAAAUCAGGGGAGAGCGAUGAGGGUGCUUCACAGUCGUCGGAGAGGUUACAUACCAAUAUCAGACAAAGAUCAACCCGGUCCGGGAAUAGCUUUGCAUAG
Sphaeroforma arctica JP610 is the source of this 739-nucleotide messenger RNA. RefSeq lists its product as hypothetical. The transcript has 7 exons. The coding region runs from base 92 to 739 and encodes 215 amino acids. Lineage: Eukaryota; Ichthyosporea; Ichthyophonida. The record is from RefSeq and is a predicted model, not a curated record.